Molecule: messenger RNA, 564 nt
Organism: Octopus sinensis (East Asian common octopus)
Lineage: Eukaryota; Metazoa; Mollusca; Cephalopoda; Octopoda; Octopodidae
Product: probable 28S ribosomal protein S16, mitochondrial
Exons: 4
Coding region: 96-491 (131 amino acids)
Biological process (GO): mitochondrial translation
Cellular component (GO): ribosome; mitochondrial small ribosomal subunit
Molecular function (GO): structural constituent of ribosome
Source: RefSeq, a predicted model, not a curated record
UUACAGACUGAACCCUCAAUAGAUACCAAGCAGAAGCCAUUGAAACAAGGAAAAUUGGUGAACACUUCUAAAGCAUAAAGGAAAAUAAAAUUAAGAUGGGUCAACUGAGUGGAGUUAGAAGGCUAACACGAAAUCCCCUCAUGAUUCGAUUUGCUUAUUUUGGAUGUAGGAACCGGCCAUUUUUUCACAUUGUUGUGAUUCCCCAACGAAAGCCUCGAAAUGCUACAUGUAUUGAGCAAAUUGGUACCUACGAUCCUACAGUGAAUAAGUUUGGUGAGAGCUUAGUAGCCGUCAACUUUAGCCGACUGAAAUAUUAUGUUGGAGCUGGUGCACAGUUCAGUAAACCUGUUGCAGAACUUUUAGGCUUGAGUGGUUUUUUACCAAUACAUCCAAGAUCUGUGAUAUCAGCUGCAUCCCGACGGAAAAAGGAGCAAGAAGAAGCAGAAAAGAAUGCCAGCAAAGACUCAGCAGAAUCUGAACCUUCCUCAUGAUUUCCACAAUCAUUUUUUAUCUUUUUUGUGCAAGAAUUUUCAUGAAAUAAAGUAAAAAAAAUUGUUAGAUGUA